This is a messenger RNA of Petromyzon marinus (sea lamprey), 4448 nucleotides long. RefSeq names its product RNA polymerase I subunit G (gene POLR1G). The record is from RefSeq and is a predicted model, not a curated record. Gene Ontology annotation, molecular function: RNA binding. Gene Ontology annotation, biological process: transcription by RNA polymerase I. Gene Ontology annotation, cellular component: RNA polymerase I complex. Lineage: Eukaryota; Metazoa; Chordata; Hyperoartia; Petromyzontiformes; Petromyzontidae.
UCUUCAAUGGUAUCGCCCACCUUGUCCUUUGACCCCUACCGGUGGGUGUGGUCAAGGGUUGCGCGCGCCACGUGGUUCCGCACUCCACGUGGGGGAGGACUCCGCUCAGAGCUUCGCGUGGCCUUCGCGAGGCAUUCGCGAGAUAUUAUAAAAAACAACUCCAGCGGAAAGGAUGAGACGAGGUUACAGUACCCGCAAAGUGUCCGACAGUAAGAACGAGCGAGCUGAGGGCGAAAUCUCAAGCAACGUGUUUGAGUGCCCCCCGGAUUUCGAGGAGGGUGCCUACAUUCCACUCGGCGGUCUCACGGUAGAAAGUGCCAAGGCCUCCUCUACUGAAGUAUGGCUUAUCCAGGCACCGACAGACUUCUCUCCACAGUGUUUGGCAGGUAUGAUGAUCCCGCUGGAGGGAUUCGAACGCGUUACUUUGGACAAGGAGAACAAGCACUACAGAAUCAUGAGCAGCUGUCAAGGGAUGCCCAAGACGGGCGUGGUGCUGCCUGUGGAGAAGGGAGGAGACAGGUUGCAGUGGGCUCCAGUGUUGAAGGGAAUGAUCUCCGUCACCGAGGAGGCGGUUGGGAUGGCAAAUGGCAGUGGAAAGAUUCAUCCGGUUCCUGUUCCUCCUCCGCCGCGCAUCCCUGAGGGUCUCCGGCAGAGGUUUAAGCCCUUCGGAUACAGCCAGCCAGCCGGCGCUCAGGGGCACAUUGCGGACAGAAAAGAAACUACUCGGAAAAAAAGGAAAUUGGCCGUCGGGCCUGAAUUGGUGGUGAAGGAUGAACCCAAUUGGAGCAAACGGGCAAAGGGGGACAAAAAAUCGCGUGAAAAAUCUAGGGAUGAGACUGUUCCGGCCGCACCACUCGCUGUGCAGGUGAAAGUGGAACCCGAGGAGGGCCACGGCAAGGCUCACGGCAGGAAAAAGAAAAACAGGGAGAAGAACCGGGAGGUGGCGGCUCCAGCGGUUGUGGACGGCAGCAAUUUGGCGGUGCAGGUCAAAGAAGAGGGCGCGGAAGAACGUAACGGUAACGAGGCGAGUCCAGAAGCAGCAACGAGAAGCGGUGGAACCGAGUCGCCGUUGCUAUGUCUGCAGGACGCGGCAGGAGAGAGCGAGGAGGGAGGGAAGGAGGAGGUUAAACCUAAGAAGAAGAAGAAGAAAAGCAAAAAGGAUAGGAAGGAAGAGGCGCCACUGGCAGCUGUGGAGAUAAGCGAAUUGUCAGAAGGUGUGUGUGCAGCGGUAAAGAUCGAGCAGGGAUCGACUGAGUCUCGUUCCAGGAAAAAGAAGAAAAAGAGCAGAGACAAGGAGAAAACGGCCAUGGGGGAGGGAGUUUGUGCAGCAGACUUGAUCAGAAACGAGGCCUAUGACGGCGUAGAAGUGAAAACAGAGAUGGAAUCGUGGGAUCUGAUAAGGGAGGAGGCUGCCUCUCCCUCGGCGUAUUCCUGCGUAGUUCCCAAGGUGGAAGCGGAGCAGAAUGAGCCUUCCGUUCGGAGGAAGAAAAAGAAACGGCGAGAUAAGGACGCGGACGAUGCGGACGAUGCGGGGGGAGAGGGGCACGUGGCUGCGGGGACGACGAGCAGCCGCAGCACGGUGGCGGGCGACGCAGGCGCGGCAGACGUCAAAGUGGCGGACAUAGCCGUUGACGACACGGAGCUGUAUCCGGUCAAACGAGAAGACGAGGAAGAGGCUCGGAAGAAAAAGCAGAAGAAGAAAAAGAAGGAAGAGGAGACGGAGAAGCACGUGGCGGUGAAGAGAGAGGAGCCGCCGAGCGAUGCAGCCGCUGUGGAUGAACACGCUUUGAGGAAAAGGUCUAAACACAAACAGUCGGAGGAGGAAAUCCCAAAUGCCGAUGUCGGUGAACGUGCUCACAAGAAGACGAAGAAAAAGAAGAAAAAAUGAGUGAUCGUUUAUUUCGUUAAAUAUUAAUCAUGUUUGACACCCGUAAUAAAAGUGGAUGUUAUAAUGACUUGUGUUAAUGAAUAACAUUGCAGCCGCAGAGCUUAGAUGCAGUGCAUAACUUGGGCCGACUCAAACAUCGUGUAUAAUAACAUCUCAAGUUUAUGUUUGUUCUUUUUUUUUCUCCCCCAGGUUGUCAUAAACCAUUGUAAUGAACCUGCCUCUACAAGUGCUGGCCAUUUCGUCAAUAUUAAUAUGCCGCUAAAGCGUGCACUGUUAAAAUGUCAACGUUUUAUUUCACCUUCGAAAUGUGAAGUUUUGCUGCCAUUGUAAACAUAAAUGAAAGGUCUUCUUGGUUACAUCUGCUCUGACCUUAACUUUAAUGCUUUGCGCCAUAUGGCUGAUGUCGGGGAAAUCCAACAGGAUCCUGAGCCCAUUUCGCGACGUAAAACUGCACAAACGUGUCUUCUUGGUUCACCAGCAACACGGCGUCCGUGUUGAUUUUGUUAACACGGCAUAAGAGUUAGCGUGGGCCGAGCGGGCACGGCAGGCGUGUGGGGAUGGUUCAUUGUCCUGCUAUUGUCCUACAAAAGAGCAUGAUGGUGACAGUUUAAUCGGCCCGCGUCGAUGGCCCGAUUGAUUGUAAGGGUGGCUCACGUAUCACCACGAACAGCCACCGUUGCUGUCGCAGCGGCGGCGUUUCGUCUGCUCCAAUGUCGACGCGCUUGCCACACCGCUCCGGGGACAAAAAAAAAACAACGCAGAAAAUCUCAAAGCGCGCGUUGUCGUGCGUCGAUAAACAUCUCUGCGUUUAAUUGCUGCCCGAGAUUUACGGACGCGACACGCGCAUGGCCAUCCGACCAACUGCCAGCACAAGGUUAUGUUUUGCUUACGCGUGGUGCACACACGCGCACCGCUGUGAUGGGGCUCGUUCGUUGGGGUUUGGGGUAGUACUCGUGGCUGCUUGGUUGUAGCUGGGCUUGGCUAAUGGGCCAGUUGGUCACUAUCCACUAGGACCAGUGAAAGUGACUGGUUGUCGAGUUGGGAUUAGGAGUAGGACCAGUCCUAUUCACUGGUUAGCUCGUUGGUUACUGUUACGAGUAUGGUUAGUACUAGUCGCUGGUUGACUACUUAGUGUUAUGAGUAGAACUAGUAUUAGUGUCUGGUUGGCUAUUUGGUUAUGAUUGGAGUUGGACUACAAUUGGUGGCUGUUUGAUUUGGGAUAGAUGUAACAUUUGCUUAACGAGUGCUUGCCCCUCUAUGGCAGCGCAUCACCUGGCAUUGUCCCAUUUUUCAUUUCUGAUAUCCACAGGGGGGCCCUUGCCAUGUGCACGCUCCGAUGCCCAGACUCGUUUUAACGCCGACAGUGCAGACAUUGGCUGGGCUGUCGCCUCUCCUCCCUGGAGGGGGGGGGGGGGAGCAGGUCAUCCAAAGAGGUGUUCGUUCGCUUCGCCGGUUUAGAUCCCUCCCUCGCCAGUUGCCUCGGGCAGCCAGUAUCACAUGUAGGUGGCCUUUUUUUCAUUGGUGGGGGGGGGGGGUGACUCUUUUUCCCCGCGUCGAUGAACUUGAGCUCCCGGCAAAAGGAAACGGGGUCAUCAGCACCUCCAUCGUUGUACUCGCUCGUGCGUUUUGACGCACGCUCGGCGCGAUUGUCGGCGAGGGAGGAAGAGUGAUUGAUGGACGGGGAUUGGGUUUAUAUUUUAUCAGAUGAGAACUAUAGGCAGGACAAAGGUGUAGCCCUGGGAGUAUAUUGCUCGCAUCACUGCUGGUGGAAGGGCCUCCGCUAGAGGCAGCUCCAAGAGGGGUGCUCGUUUCGAAGGUUAUUUGGCCUACUCUUUCACGCUGGCCAGAAGUCUAGAAAGAGGUUGGGGCACUCGCGCGUUACCCCACCCACACACGCGACCAUGCGGAUCGACAACCCCGGUGUAACCCGUUUAUACUGCUGGGUCGACGUGGCGGUGGCGUGUAAGAAACCUGCACCAUCGUUUGAGCUGCCGCGCCGGGAGAUCGUACCGGCGACCUCCAACGGUGAAAGUCGUCCAGUGCGCUGACCGUCACCCUGCGGCAGUUUUCCGCCAAUACGCGGCCCGUCUGUGACAUCGUCUCAAUGAAGCCUCGGCGUAGCCUUCCUGCAUUAAUGAAAAAGGUCGUUAUCACGGUCAGCAUCGUGAUGACAGUGAAUCUCAUGAACGGUAAUGUUCUUGUGAGUUUGCUAGAAGCCGACAGCACCGCCAGUGGCACGAGUGAUGCGUUCGCAUUUGCAUCAUCACUUGCCACAAGCCAAUUUAAGACAAAGCGCAGAGGCAGAGACCACACGAAAACAUUACACGAAAAUACACGCCCGUGAAUUGAACGGGGCGUUGAGAGAAAGUGUGUGUGCGCUUGUAUUUUUUCACACACAACCGUUUUAAAUAUAAUUACGGCUUACCUGUUCGGGGGGGGGGGGGGGGGGGGGGGGGGGGGCGGUGGGGAGUGCCGGGCAACGCCUGCGAAUUUUCUUUUAAAAUUGAGCAAUUUAUAAGAAAAAGUGACGAUUCAUUUGUAAUUCGACGAGGAGGGUAGG